Bradysia coprophila is the source of this 540-nucleotide messenger RNA. RefSeq lists its product as uncharacterized. Lineage: Eukaryota; Metazoa; Arthropoda; Insecta; Diptera; Sciaridae. The record is from RefSeq and is a predicted model, not a curated record.
UGUUUUUAAUGGUAUAAAAGACCCAUUGUUAUUCAGCAACUGUAUCAGUCAUAGUUCCGACUACAAACUUAAUACAGUUUCAACACAGAUCUUCAAGACAUUCCAAAUCAAAAUCAAAAUGUUCAAGUUGUUGGUGUUAUCUGUUUUCAUUGCCGUUGCUGCUGCUGCUCCAAGUGGUCUCUAUCAUGAAGCCCCAAUUGCCUACGAAUCCGUCGCUGUUGUUGAGCCAGAAUAUCAUGUCGGCACUGUAGUUGAACACAUCCCCACAGCUGUGUCACAUCAAAGCCGCACUGACUACCAUAGCAAACCAGUCGUACACUCUGUUUUGGCUCCAGUUGUACAUGCUGCCCCAGCUGUGCACGCCGCUCCAAUUACAUACAGCGCACCAAUCUAUUCUAGCUAUGCUCAUAGCGCACCAGUCUAUUCUAGCUAUGCACACAGCGCACCAAUCUAUUCCGGCUCACCAUUGAUUCGUUCAUGGUAAUAAAUCAGCUUGGAACCAGUGCAUGUAAUAAAUUUGACUGACCAUUGUAAAAAAAA